AUGACGACCUCGCUCGGGCAAGGAGCACAAGCUCAGCACAGCAAGGAACUUCUUGUUGAAUCUUUGAGCAGACCCAGCAAGGUGGCAGUGGCGAGCAUGCCAGCGGAUUCUACAGCGACGCGGCCGCCGUGGCGACGUGGGGGAACGGAUGGAAAGACCACAGUGAUGCUCCGCAACAUCCCCAACAACUACUCCCGAGACAUGGUGCUCGAACUGCUUGAUGACCAUGGCUUUGCAGGAUCGUACAAUUUUGUCUACCUCCCCUUCGACUUCAAUCGUGACGCCAACCUGGGCUACGCCUUCGUCAACCUAGAGACAAGUGAUGCUGUGGAUGCCCUAUGGAAGACCUUCGAUGGAUUCUCCGACUGGUCACUGCCGACAGUGAAGGUCUGUCAGGUCUGCUGGAGCGGCCCUCAUCAAGGACUCCAGGCACACGUUGAACGAUACAGGAACAGCCCGGUCAUGCACAAGCAAGUCCCAGAUCAGUACAAGCCGGUCGUGUUCAAGCAUGGCGUUCGCAAGCCUUUCCCCCGACCCACCAAGAAGAUCCGUGCUCCGCAGAUGUUUAUGGGGUACUACUAA
This is a messenger RNA of Symbiodinium sp. CCMP2592, 582 nucleotides long. Lineage: Eukaryota; Dinophyceae; Suessiales; Symbiodiniaceae. The record is from the annotation of a GenBank genome assembly.